Messenger RNA from Vigna umbellata (rice bean), 843 nucleotides. The record is from RefSeq and is a predicted model, not a curated record. Lineage: Eukaryota; Viridiplantae; Streptophyta; Magnoliopsida; Fabales; Fabaceae.
AUGUUACUGGAUAAGAUUCUUCUUAAUAAUUUUACUGGCUUAAGUGGAAAAAUUCAUUUCACUGACCAAAGGUUAGAUCCUUCAGAUACUUUUCAGAUCAUCAAUGUGAUGGGGAAAGAUUAUAAGGAAAUUGGGUUCUGGACAAAUGGACUAGGUUUCUCAAAUACUAUAGGCCAAAAUGCUUCUUUCAAUUCUUCAAUGAAGGAACUUGGACAAGUUUUAUGGCCAGGAAGACCUUGGGGAACUCCAAGAGGAUGGAUUCUAGCAUUGGGUAAACCACUAAGAAUUGGGGUCCCCGUUAUGGACUCAUUGAAACAAUCCGUAACUGUAAUUCAGGACCAAACAGAAAAUACCACCACUUUCCAAGGAUUUACCAUUGAUAUUUUCAGAGCAACUAUGGAGUUGCUUCCCUAUCACUUGCCCUACAAAUUCUAUCCUUUCAAUGGCACAUUUGAUAAUUUGGUGAAGCAAGUUUAUUUGAAGAAUUUCGAUGCAGUAAUUGAUGUAAGCAUAAUUUCAUAUCGAUAUCAGUACGCAGAUUUCACUCAGCCAUACACUGAUCCAGGAGUGGUGAUGGUAGUUCCCCUUAAAUCAAAAGUGGAUCAUAGAGCUUGGUUAUUUAUGAAACCUUUUACGAAGACUAUGUGGGUUCUAAUACUGGCCAUGGUUAUCUACAAUGGCUUCAUUCUUUGGAUGUUGGAAAGACGCCACAGUCCUGAAAUUACAGGUUCCAUGCUGAAUCAAACUGGGACCAUGGCUUGGUUGGGAUUAACCCCUCUAAUGAAGUUAGAUGUUAAUUCUAAUUCGGCUCAUUUGACUGAACAUAGGAGACAAGCUACAUAG